Messenger RNA from Arctia plantaginis, 1791 nucleotides. The record is from the annotation of a GenBank genome assembly. NCBI's taxonomy places the organism in Eukaryota, Metazoa, Arthropoda, Insecta, Lepidoptera, Erebidae.
AUGGCGCACAGAGAUCCCGGCCCUAUACCUAAUAGGUGGCUGAGAUGUCCACGCAAGGCGAAUGGUCUGGUAGCAGAUAAGUUUUUAGCUUUCAAGACACCUUUGGGACCUCAAUUCAAUGAACAAGUACCUGAAGAAAACCGUUUCACACCAGCCAUGUUAAUGGCCUACACAAAGAGCAUGAAAAUAAAACUUGGCCUCUGGAUAGAUCUAACAAACACAAGUAGAUUUUAUGACAAGAAGAUGGUAGAAGAAGCUGGAUGUAAGUAUGUGAAGAUGCAGUGCCGAGGCCAUGGAGAAACACCAUCACCUGAACAAACUAGGGAAUUCAUUGCUGUGGUAACAAAAUUUGUAACUCAGAAGCCAUUAGAGAUGAUUGGCGUACACUGUACACAUGGCUUCAAUAGAACUGGGUUUCUACUUGUGUCAUACAUGGUGGAGCAACUGGACUGCAGUGUUGAUGCAGCUAUAAUUGAGUUCGCUCGGAUGAGACCUCCUGGUAUAUACAAGCAAGAUUAUUUAGAAGAGUUGUGCCGACGGUACAGUGAGGUUGAGUUCACUCCGCCUGCCCCAGAAUUACCUGACUGGUGUAAUGAGGAAGAAGAAGAAGUAGAUGAUGAUGAUGUACCUGGCAAUAGUAGCAAUGCACAACAUUCGCCACAAUCGCAUUCUUCAGCAUCUGGUCGUCAGAAGAAAGGCAAAGGCAGAAAAGAGACUACGCACAAAAAGGAUAUUUUCAUGCCAGAAGUGGAAGGUGUGAAGCCGUUUGACACCCAGCCACGACUCAGUGAGGUUCAGAAGAAAGCGCAGCUAUACUGCAGAUGGAAUACCACAGGGUUCCCAGGCUCACAGCCUGUGUCAAUGCAGAGAUCAAAUUUGUGGAAGUUGCAUGAGAAGCCCUAUAGAGUUUCAUGGAAAGCUGAUGGAGUUAGAUUUAUGAUGCUAAUAGAUGGAGAAGACGAGGUGUAUAUGCUUGACAGAGACAACUGCGCAUUCAAAGUGCCCAACCUCAAGUUCUUUCACAGGAGCGAUCUAAGGAAACAUCUCACAAAUACUUUACUUGAUGGUGAAAUGGUAAUAGAUGAAUUGGAUGGUAAAAAGAUACCUCGUUAUUUGUGCUACGACAUCAUAUGUUUGGACGGUAAUGACGUCAGCAAAAUGGCAUUUUAUCCGACGAGGUUGAACAUUAUUGAAAAAGAAAUUGUAAAUCCAAGACUGAAAGCGAUGGAGGCGGGCCUUAUAAUAAAACACCACGAACCGUUCAGUGUGAGACUGAAACAGUUUUGGGAGUUGCCCAUGUCUCGGCAGCUCUUAGGGGAGAAGUUCGCCAAGCAAUUAUUGCAUGAGCCCGAUGGUCUUAUAUUCCAGCCGGCUAAAGAGCCUUAUGUGCCGGGGCCGUGUGAAGAUGUUCUGAAAUGGAAACCGAGUAAUAUGAACAGUGUAGAUUUUAGAUUGAGAAUUGUCACUGAAAGUGGUAUGGGGUUAUUACCUACAAAAGUAGGUAAAUUAUUCGUAGGCAAACCAGAAAAACACUUUGCGACUAUGAAAGUGUCGAAGAACAUGAAACAUCUCGACAAUAAGAUAAUCGAGUGCACAUAUCAAGACGGCCGAUGGCAGUUCAUGAGGGAACGUACUGAUAAAUCCUUCCCCAACGGUUUUGAGACUGCAAGAUCUGUUUGUCAGAGUAUACAGGAGCCAGUCACAAAAGAGAUCCUAUUGGACUUCAUAGACAAUCACCGGUUCCACGACGACUCUGACGUGGCGCCUCCACCGAAGCGCAUGCGCCGAUAG